CGCAUGCGCCGUACGCAGCCGUCGCUCUUUAAAGCGCCCGCGCGGGGCCGCGUCUUGCCGGCCGACCCGCCACCGUCCGGCAUGAGGGGUUGGGGUGUUGCUGUCACCUCCUGCUCGCUCAAGCACCAUGGAACGCCUGCGGAGCCUGAGCCGGCUCCUGCCCCGGCGCACGCUGUGCGCUCUGGCCCAGGGCCUGACGCCUGGGGCGCGCCCAGUUGCCGCCUGCGGCCGCGCGGCCCACAUCCUCGGGCGGAGCCGGGCCGCGCCGCUGUGCGGGCCCCGCCGGCCCCCAGUGGCAGGUGAAAUGCACCGGUUUAGAACUUCUGAUGUCUCUCAAGCCACUUUAGCCAGCGUAGCCCCGGUGUUUACUGUGACAAAAUUUGACAAAGAGGGAAACGUUACUUCUUUUGAAAAGAAGAAAACUGACUUAUAUCAAGAAUUAGGUCUUCAAGCCAGAGAUCUGAGGUUUCAGCAUGUGAUGAGCAUCACAACAAGAAACAAUAGAAUUAUCAUGAGAAUGGAGUAUUUGAAAGCUGUGAUAACUCCAGAGUGUCUUCUGAUACUAGAUUAUCGUAAUUUAAAUUUAGAGCAAUGGCUAUUCCGGGAACUGCCCUCACGGUUGGCUGGAGAAGGACAACUUGUCACAUGCCCUUUACCUUUUGAGUUUAGGGCUGUAGAAGCGCUCCUACAAUAUUGGAUCAGCACUCUUCAGGGGAAACUUAGCGUUUUGCAACCACUGAUCCUUGAGACAUUGGAAGCUUUAGUGGAUCCCAAACAUUCCUCUGUAGACAGAAGCAAACUGCACAUCUUGCUACAAAAUGGCAAAAGUCUGUCAGAGUUAGAAACCGAUAUCAAAAUUUUCAAAGAGUCCAUUUUGGAGAUCUUGGAUGAAGAAGAGAGGCUGGAGGAGCUCUGUCUAACAAAGUGGAGUGACCCACAAGUCUUUGAAAAGAGCAGUGCAGGAAUCGACCAUGCAGAAGAGAUGGAAUUCCUGUUGGAAAACUACUACCGAUUAGCUGAGGAUCUUUCCAAUGCAGCUCGGGAACUCAGGGCACUGAUUGAUGAUUCACAGAGUAUCAUAUUCAUCAAUCUGGACAGCCACCGUAAUGUGAUGAUGAGGCUGAACCUGCAGUUGACCAUGGGAACCUUCUCUCUUUCACUCUUUGGACUAAUGGGAGUUGCUUUUGGAAUGAAUCUAGAAUCUUCUCUUGAAGAGGACCAUAGGGUGUUUUGGCUGAUUACAGGAAUUAUGUUUAUGGGAAGUGGCCUCAUCUGGAGGCGUCUGCUGUCAUUCCUCGGACGACAGCUCGAAGCUCCUUUGCCUCCUGUGAUGGCCUCUUUACCCAAAAAAACCCUUCAGGCAGACAGAAGCAUGGAAAUGAAACACAGCUUCCGGCCAGAUGGACCCGGAUCAAGCAGGAGUGUCCUGACAACCCGGUAGAGACUGGACUAUUUUUUUAUAGUAGUCACGAGAAACUUCUGAUACCUUUAUUUUCUUUUAUAGAAUCAGAGACUUGAAAAAAAUCACUGAUACUUAAAUUAUAAUGUCUGAUAAAAAUAUUAGGGUACUCACAGUACUAGAACUUAAUUGCAAAGUACUUGCUUUGUAAAAGGCCAAAAUUCUAUCUUCCACAAACUGAAAAGGCUGUUUUUAGAGACAUGAUGUGAGGCAUGGAGAGACUGAUUUAUACAUAUCAAAAAAAGUACAGCCUCACGCCCAGCAAAGCCUGAAAACUUGAUGAACCCGUGUGAUGAGACCAGGUAGCGGCUCUUAGGAAGUUCCCAAGAACAAGAUUCCCUGUGCUGACUCUCAGGUGACUGGAAAGGUAGGAAAAUCUAUAUUAACCUCAAAACACACUUGGAAAGUUUGUGCUUUAAAUCAGUCUUUUCUUGAAUUUGCCUCCUUUUUAUAUAAGGCAAAUAAAAAUGAAACAAUUGAA
Molecule: messenger RNA, 1940 nt
Organism: Acinonyx jubatus (cheetah)
Lineage: Eukaryota; Metazoa; Chordata; Mammalia; Carnivora; Felidae
Gene: MRS2
Product: magnesium transporter MRS2
Exons: 11
Coding region: 128-1441 (437 amino acids)
Biological process (GO): mitochondrial magnesium ion transmembrane transport
Cellular component (GO): mitochondrial inner membrane
Molecular function (GO): magnesium ion transmembrane transporter activity
Source: RefSeq, a predicted model, not a curated record